AUGGUCAUCAUAGAUAAUCCUUCGUACUUCGCGUUCCCGGACAAAGAUGUCACGGACAGUACCGGCCUUCAGGCUUCAGGGUCUGAACAGUUUUCCAGAUCUGCUCCAACUCGAGCUUGGGCAGAUAAUGCCAGGCCUCUCAGUUCCCCACGGAGACGAGAACCAGAAAGCCCUCGAAGAAAAGAAUUCAGAGCACUCCUCAGAUCACUAUCAGCAAAGGAACCUGAACAAGCCGAAGCAUUCCUCAAAGGCCAACCGCGACCAGGAGAUUGUGCACCCGGAGAUAUGAAACACACGUUUACUGCUCCGCGUAUAAAAAAGGGCAAAAUUAGUUCCAAAGUAAUUACAUCUAACGGUUCAAGGGAUCAUGAGGAGGUGUUCUAUACGAUUCCCUUGCAAGGAAGAAGACGGCACUCAGUAGGUGGCUAUUUAGCUACUGGUUCUAGUGGCACUGGAGAAGUCACGACUGUUCCUAGUGAAGUACCAAAGAUGCCACCACCAAGAAUUAAUAAGACAGAAGAAGAAGCCGUUAAAAGAAGACGACCAAAGAAUUUUUCUUUCAAAGAAAUGGAAGACAUCGCAAUACUUUGGAGCUCAGGUUCUCCCGAAAGCGCUUUAUGGUCGGACUACCUCGUGGCCAGCUUCGACAAGAUCAUGUCGCAAAGAGCCAGACAUCAUUAUAGAGUCACUCCAGUCACCGCAGAAGAGUUAGUUUCAGCUGAAUCUCAAGAUAAACUGGACAAAUUGGGCAAAGCUCAACUACAAAUAGUCAUACUUUGUCCAAUACUUGCAUCUAAACUGUCGGAGCUGAAGAGAGAUUUGAACGCUGAUACUAUUUUUAAAACCGACAAAGUUCUAGUUAUGUUAUUAGGAGUUGAGAAGAAUCAAAUAAUUGCUAAUAAUUGCGAAGAUUAUUCCAACAUAGACCAAUGGAAGAUGAUGUCAGUUCGUGAGAAGGAUACGUCUUUUGUGGACACUUUCCUCACAGCCGCUGUUGGUAUCCUACGUACAAAAGACUGCAAAGACACUGCAGCAGAUAGAACUAGCUUCUCAAUUGUGCCAAAGAAAGUUAAAAUUGGUCAAAGUCGAGUGAUAGCGCUCCUAAACGACCCAAUUCGGGAGGAAGAUAGUAUUAAGAUAAUGGUCGACAAAAAAGGAGAGGUCAUUCACAUACCGUCGUUUAAGAAAAGGAAUCCUUACACGCUUCAAUUUGAUAUUCCAGAAUCAUGCCUGGAAGUGUCUAUGUUGGUUUGGGUGAGGGUGAGCAAAAAUGGACAGUCGCUGGGAAGGAGACAAAUAAAAUGCGAGAGCCGUUUGAGGGAAUUGGAUCAAUUAUUAAGAGCAUCCGAUCAUCCGUUGGAGUUUAUGUGCCAGACAUUAGGUUUUAAGACUACGAGUAAGGAACAAUUGGAUAGUUGGAUGCUAAACGCCUUCCAGAAGAAUAUUCCGCCGCACUUCAAUCUACUAGCUUCAAACGAACAUUACAACCCCAAAGCGGACAUGAGCAGCGGUGAAGAAUACCCUACAUUGCUUCACUGGGCCGCUCGGUUUGGUCUUGAGCGAGUGUGCUGGCAGCUGUUAGAAUGUCCGGGAGGCGCGGCCGCAGUCGCUAUCAAGAACGCUCGACGUAGGACGCCGCCCGACCUCGCGCGGGACCACAAUCAUCACCGACUCGCUGAUAUGUUGGCUGAUCAUCUCAAAAUAAACGAAUUCUCAAACAUGUACUACUAUUUGAAGAACAUGUCCGACAAUGAUAAAGAGGACUCACAGGAGGAAGACAAACAACCGGAAGAACUUUGUAUCGUGGAGACAGAAGACACUGUUGACUCACCGAGUUGUGAACAUAAAGAAGACUCGAGCGAAGUACCAACGGAUCCAUUCAGUGAAGUCUGCACCCAGAACUUAGAAGAAUCACCUGAUAAAAAAGAAGAGAAAAAACAAAGACCGAAUCCUAUUAAACUGCCAAAAGUUAAAGAACAGUUCUACCAAAACGAUUUCCAACUGCACGAUCACAAAAUUGACAGAGUUCAACAAGCUAUAGAACAUGAUUAUCUAUUCCAACCAUCCAAUAUAAAGGUCGAAAGCCCAAAAUUCCGACCGAACAAUUUGUAUGCAAACAGCUCGAGAUUACUACCGCAGCAAUCUGAUGUGUUUCUUUACUCACCCACCGAAGAAUCUAAAACUUUCAACAUCGAAACGCCAACAAGUGAUAUAAGUCAGAUAAAUUUGAACGUACGCAACAGUGGCAGCAUUAAAUCUGGCAAAGACGCCUCCGGACAAGAGGAACUGGCGGAAAUAAUCAACGAUUUCAAAAACAACGUAUUCACAAUAUCUGAAGUUGAAAAACUCGUGAUGGAGUGGCGGAACAGGAACGAAACACAACAGUCGCUGAAAGAAAAACAGGAACAACUAAAUAAAAUGAGAGAAGAAUACGACAAGAUACAACAAAAGAUUAAAGAUAACAUGAAAAGACCAACUCCAUUCGAGAGGGUUAAAAAGAUGUUCUCAAAAAGCAAAAGCAAUAAACAUCACGAAACAAACACUGGCACGAUUGAAAAAAGAAAUGGUAACACCAGACCGAACAGCAGUUUGAGUGACAGUUCAUCAUCGUCAGGUCGUCUCAGUACAGUCAGCGGCGGCAGUGUCGGAGAAACACACAGCGUGCAAUCGGAGUUAGACGAUAAAGCUAGAUCAGUUAUAUCCGCGAGUACUCUGACAAUGAAUUCGUGUGACGAUAAUCGUCUCGACGACUACUUGAUCCCGCCGCCGCCGCGACCCCUCAACGGAUGUCCACAAUUUACAACAUUCGGACAUCCUAAACACGACAAUAGAAGCCAACACAUGGCGACUAUUGUUGAGAGAGAAGCGUCCGCUUCUAGAGAAAGGCUGGAUUGCGACUCUGAUGCGAGCUCGACACACCUACGACUGAACUUUUCUUCGCGCGACAGAUCUGUCGCAAGUAGAUGCGACGAUCGCGACGGCGCACACAUGUACAUGAAUAUUUCCGCUGCACAUACAUAA
Molecule: messenger RNA, 3021 nt
Organism: Danaus chrysippus (African queen)
Lineage: Eukaryota; Metazoa; Arthropoda; Insecta; Lepidoptera; Nymphalidae
Source: the annotation of a GenBank genome assembly